This is a messenger RNA of Peromyscus eremicus (cactus mouse), 4265 nucleotides long. It is a transcript of the gene Cxcl16, whose product is annotated as C-X-C motif chemokine ligand 16. The coding region runs from base 2808 to 3587 and encodes 259 amino acids. Gene Ontology annotation, molecular function: low-density lipoprotein particle receptor activity; scavenger receptor activity; chemokine activity. Lineage: Eukaryota; Metazoa; Chordata; Mammalia; Rodentia; Cricetidae. The record is from RefSeq and is a predicted model, not a curated record. Gene Ontology annotation, biological process: positive regulation of cell migration; receptor-mediated endocytosis; response to type II interferon. The transcript is spliced from 6 exons.
CCCGCCUUUCUACUUGGUUGUCUGACUGCUGGAGUCUUCUCUUGACUCCAGCCUUGGGGGUGCUCACCAGGGUGUCAACUUCACUUCGAAGCUGUGCUUGUGACAGACAUGGCAUGUCCUAGCCCGGAGGGAAGCAAAAGUGAAGCCUGGCCGAGGGCCCCAUGUCCGCAUGGGGGUCUUCGCUAACUUCACGCCCAGCCUGGGGACAAGGCUCUCCAGAUCUCUGCAUGGGGAUGAAGGCGGUGUCAGGCUGAAAGGGCUGGGGGGGAGGAGGGGUUCUGAUCCCACUCCUUCCCACCCUCUGAUAGCAGAUAUGUAUACCGAUGCAGGUGGGCAUCUCCCACAGUAAGCUGUCGGGGCUUUCGGGGGUCCCCAGAGCCCAUAGGGCAGGCCAUGCUAUGGCAAAGGAGAGCAUAGGCCCGAGGAGCCAGAUUCUCAGUGGCUAGGCUCUGGCUUCCAUCCAUUAGCAGAUCAAUGCCCAAGAUGGUGCCAUGCUCAUCUGUCACCAGCAAAAGGCAGGAGAGGUGCAGGGGGGCAGCCUCUGGGGAAAGAGGGACAAUUUGGGUGAGAGAAGGGGACAGAUAGUCACAGUCAGAUAUACCAAAUUUAGAUGCCUUGAGGGGCAGACAACUUCAAUGAGUAGAAGGGACUAGAUCAAAGAGGCGGUCCCCAUCUAAAGGGGGCAGCUGCUAUACAGGGCCAGCAUGUAAGUAACAUAGGUACCUAAUCAAAAUCGGGGUUUUUGUUUCUUUGUUAUUUCACGCCUGUGGGUGUUUUCUCCACAUGUAUGUCUGUACCUCACAUGCAUGAAGUGUCGGCGGGAGGCAGAAGAGGGUGUGGGAUCCCCUUGGAAAUGGAGUCACAGAAGGUAGUGAGCCACCAUGGGGGUGCUGGUGUUUGAACCUGGGUCCUCUGGAAGAGCAGCCAGUGCUCUUAACCUCUGAGCCAUCUCUCCAGCCCUAGCACCUGGAUUUUUCUUAAGAUUCAAGGUCUCUGGACUUUCAUUCUUUACAGUGCCUAGAUGCUGAUUCAAAUUAAAAGACAGAACCACAUCAUGGCAGAACUUCGGGCAUCAGACUUGCAUGAAGGUUACCAGCUUGUGACUCCUACUUGGGUUUGAGUGAUAUAGGAGGAGUACAGAAAGGUGUCUGGACAGGGGACAGGGCAGGGCCACCCUGGGUUCUCACCACUCCUCCGCCCUUUCCUCUUUUCAGGAGCCUUCUCAUCCUCUCCUCUGUCCUCUCGGCAUCCAGUAUCACAGCUUGUCUCUUGCUGGGUCACCUGUGACUCGGCUGGAGGCUUUGCUUCCUGGGGGAAUUCCCUGCUUGGACGGGCUGGCUCCCCACCUCCCUGUGGUUCCACCUUCUCUGUGCCUGAACUGGCCUUUCCAUUCUCCUCUUCGUCUUCUUCCUCUUCCCCUUCUUCCCCAUCCUCUAGGCUGACAAAACUGACGUAAGGACUCAGGUCCCUCAGGUGGAGUGGAGGCUCAUCUCCCAGGAGCCGGGAAGCCCCCAGGCCUGGUCCAGGACCUGGCUCUGCACCUUGCCCCAGGCUGAUGCCCACACUACGGUUUGGUUGGUCCCCAUGGUCCCCUUCUCUGCCACGAACUUGCGGAACCAGCCAAAGAGAAGAGCAGCGAAAUCAAGGAACUCAUCCCGGUAUCCUGACACAAACUCCAUGUUUUCAGACACACACAGGGCCUGGACCCAGAAAGGGAUGUCUGGUAACCGUCAGGAACAGGGUAGUGGCCAGGGUAUGGGCUGGGUCACAAAAAGGAGAAGGGUAUGUAUGGGUUUGAGAUAAAAUCUAUAGAGUAUUAGGAAAUGAGAAUAGGAUUUGCAGGGAUAAGGAUGGAGGGAAGCUAGAUUGGAAAGUGGAUAUUUAGGGUUAAAGAUGAGUACUCAGGGAUGAAAUCAUAGUUGGGGCACAAAACUCAGUGACUCAAAUCCUAAAGCGAGACUUGGCUUAAGACACGAGGUAAGGCUAAUCCUACGGGGAAAGGCUUCCUGAGAAGGGAAAAACUUGGGGUCUGUUGAUCUGUGGGAAGUACAAGCGAGAGUUAAGUACUGAGGCUUCUCUCGGGCGGGCGAGGAUCAGUUUGGGGUGAGCCCCAGUAAACCCACCCCUUUCCGGCCGCUCCUCUCCUCCGGUACCUGCAGCCGCCGCCACUUUUCGAAGGUAAAUACCUCGUGCUGGAGGACCGCGGUGACGUCAGGGCUGCCCGAGCCCACUGCUCAUAACUUGGGUGGCAUGCUUAGGGCGUCCGGCCAGUGCGUGCACACUCCCACAGGCCUGGUGACCUGCUUGACUGCUUCACCUUGGCCAUGUGACUGGAUCCCACUGUGACCCAGCGGACCAGGGAAGUGAAAGCAUCUUGGAGCCGGGAAGCAGACAGACAGGCGAAAGUCUGACAUCCCCGAACCCAAGCGAGUCACUCUUCCGGGGGGGCCACGGCUCGCCCUCUCAGAUUCCUCUGGCGCCACGGUCCGAGCUUUCUUUCGAUUUUGUUAGGCAGUCUUGGCUGACCCCACGACUGCUGGUGAGUCUAGAGUCGGGUGAAGGAGCUCCGCCUUUGGGGGUUCCCCGACGUGGGGACGUGGGAGCUGGGCGCAGCGCAGGCUCCCCGGUAUCGACCAGACGGUCGGUUCGGGAUAUCGCGCGGGGACGGAGGGCACCACCACCUCGCGCCCUCUCCCCAUCUGAGCUCCGCAGAACUUGAGGCAGGCGGGGUGAAGAAUCAAAAGCAAGAGAAUCAGCUGGAUGUCGGCUAGGUGCCCUGGCGGCAGCAAGCUCCGCAGAGCCCGGAGAUGAGGCAGGGCCUCCGACCCCUGCCCCUAGCGCUCUUUUUCUUCUUGCUGAAUCUGCUGGCCCGGCCAGGUGAUGGCAACCAGGGCAGUGUCACUGGAAGCUGUUCCUGUGAUAGGAGAAUUCGUUCUGGCACCGGGAUACCGCCUGCUACUGUGGAUCAUAUCCGAAAAUACCUGAAAACAUACGAUCGCUGUUCAUUCUUCAUCAGGUUUCAGUUACCGUCCACGAGUGUGUGUGGAGGAAGCCAAGACCAGUGGGUUCGUGAAUUGGUACGCUGCUUUGAUAGCAAAGAGUGUGGAAAUGGUCACAGGAAGAGUUUCCACCACCAGGAGCAUUUGCCUCAUGCUAGCACCUGGAUCCCAGUGGCCACAGAGGGGACACCUCCAGACACAAGCACCCCUGCACCGAUUCAGAGUACCCAGCAGUCCACUUUUCCACCUGGAACACUGUCCUUGAACAAAGAGCUCACCCACCACAGCGAAUCCACUGCCCUCACGUCAGGCUAUGAAACCACGGCUCUCACGUCAGGCUAUGAUCCCGAAGCUGGACCUGAGGCUGAGGCCAAUAAAAACCGGUCGGAGGGCAACCUGCAAGAAGGAACGCCAGGAGCUUCCGCUGGCCUACCAGCCGCGGCACCAGUGCUGUCUCUCCUGGCCAUUGUUUUUCUUCUCACAGCAGCCAUAGUGUACAUUCUGUGCAACAGGAGGAGAGCGGGGCGGCAAAGCUCUGCAGAUCUGCAGCUCCAUUAUACACUUGUGAACCAAGACUCCAGAGCCUGAAGAAGAACGGAAGCUUGUGAGAGAGGACUCAGGAGGUCGGUGGCAGGCUGGGCUCCAUCAGUGAACUGGACCUUCGUUCGUUCUUUCUUAUGCUGCUCUGAGACAAUAAUCUGGGGCAGCUCUAAGUUGUUCAUUCUCUGCCUCUACCUACAAGGUUCUGGGGUUGGACAAAGGUCACAUCUGCCCUAAUUUACUUCUGUAAAAAAUGUAUAAGUUUUUAGAGUUCUGUUUUGUUUAGCCAGGGUCUUAUUUAGUCUAAGCCUGCCUCAAAUUCCCUAUGUAUCUGGGGAUGACUAUUGAUUCUCCUACCUCCACGUCCAUAGUGGAUUACAUACUUGCUGAACAUGAGAUAGAAUUCUCUAUGUAACAGCCUUGGCUAUCCUGGAACUCGCUUUGUAGAUCAGGCUGGCUUCAAACUCACAGAGAUCCACCUGCCUCUGCUCUUCAUGAUUAAUAAUAUAUGAGCAGCCCUCCUCCCCUUAGUGCUCUCCCCUGCUGCUAAUAAAAUGUACUAUUCUAAAUUAUGUGGUCUAGAAGUACAGCCCCAGGCUGGAGAGAUGGCUCAGUGGUUAGGAGCACUGGCUGCUCUUCCAGAGGACCUGAGUUCAAUUCCCAGCAACCACAUGGUGGCUCACAGCUAUCUGUAAUGAGAUCUGGCGCCAUCUUCUGGCCUGCAGG